CGCCGGCCUGACUUCUCGCCUCUCCAACCUCCAGGUUUGCUGCCUGCUGCAAAAGGCGAGGCAAUGGCCCCCAUCUCGCGCGAGAGCUGACGCGCCGGCCGCUUAACUUGUGUGGAGCUCAGCUUUCAUCAAACGCGCCUUAUACUGCUCUGUGUGCGCCGAAAAGGUACCAGUACCAUGGCGGCGACAUACAUGCCACAGGUGCAUCGAUCAUGGGUGCAUCAGGCCCACACGGCGACCAGGGCGGCGUCUCGGUCGCCGUCACCGGAUCCAGACGGCAAAGACAAGAGAGAGGACAUUCUCAGCGCCGAGCAAGGUAUGAACAGCAGACUCGCGGUAGACAUGCAGGAACAGGACUUCCUGCGACACAUGAACAGAGGAGAUCAUUUACCAUCUCGCGGUGCACAUGCAGAACAGGCUCGAGUCAUGCGCAACAUGUACGGCUAUGCGCCCAUUGGCUCCAUGUAUGACGCCCAGGAGCUCAGCAGCGAGGAAGAAAAGUGGGAUGCCAAGAGAGUCAAAGUAGCCAACUUUGGCAAGCGACAUUUCAUUAAAUUCGGCAACACUCGCACACUGCAAGAGGAGGAAAAUUCUAUCGAAGAGGAUGCAGCGCACCGCCAGGGCCUGGCAGACGAUUCUACCGCGUCAGACGCCGAGGGUGGCCCAGGGGUCUUCAUUGGUGGCCAUACGGGUCAUGCAGCAGCAAAUCUUGCCGCUCAAAGGCGGGCUCAAGCUGACGCGACUGCGAGAGGGGAGCAAGCAAACCAGCCCACCGCAGCGGUCGUCACUGCCGAGAGGGGAGGUGCCGCUGCAGCGGGGCUUGCUUCACCGCCUGCUGCUGAAGCGCUGACGGAGGGCGAUCGGACCUUCCCCGAUGACGACUCCUUUGAGCAGCGGGACAUGGAUGCAGACAUCGAAGAUCUCGAUGCUGAAUGAAUGUAGGUCUCAAAUGCAUGUACUAGUAUAAGUCAUAUCCAC
Tilletiaria anomala UBC 951 is the source of this 978-nucleotide messenger RNA. RefSeq lists its product as uncharacterized. Bases 178 to 936 code for a protein of 252 amino acids. NCBI's taxonomy places the organism in Eukaryota, Fungi, Basidiomycota, Exobasidiomycetes, Georgefischeriales, Tilletiariaceae. The transcript has 3 exons. The record is from RefSeq and is a predicted model, not a curated record.